GUGGAGUUUUGUAACAAAAGGAUUCCUGUGUGCACUGGAAUAUAUCAGCCGAAAAUGAGGAACUGUUGAGCACCGUCAGGUCACUUUGGAGCCGUACUGUGCGUGGAUGCCUCCGACCCUCGCUGGAUGAUUCCAUCUCAGUGAUGAAAGGCUUAUCCAGCAGCCGCAGCCACCACCACGUGGUGACCUGUGACCCCUCUUUUGACUCCAUGGGUCACCACUUGGACCACAAGCCCUACCUCAUCAGCCAGAUCGACAACCCCCACCCGGUCGACCACUCUUACUACUCCCAGAGAAGCCCCUACCAGCCCGACUGCGUGGUGCCUUACGGGACCUUCCCCCGCCGACACUACAGCUCUCAGCACGAGCUGAAGGACGAGACCGCUGUGGUUCCCUACACCGGGGGAGGGGUUCCGGCCAACAAGGGCCAACAGCGUAUCCCCAUCACUCUGUUGGAUCAGUUCGACCGGCAACUCCCAGUGCCUCGUGAUGGCUAUCACACGCUACAGUACAAGCGUGCCGCCGCAGCCUUGGAGCAACGGAGCGACAGCCCUGGCCGAAUCCGGCACCUGGUGCACUCAGUUCAGAAGCUCUUCACCAAGUCCCACUCACUAGAGGGCCCACACCAUGGUCACGGCCACGGCAAGGGAAGCAUCAACGGAGGCAAGGCCAGCCCCGACGGAGAACCCCCUGCUAUUCGGCACCGAAAGCGCAGCAAGAGCCGGGAGCGCUGCAAGUCGGCUGAACCCAAGAACAGGACGCCACCUUCUGGUUACUGGAGCUCGGAUGAAUUGGAACGCGAGGCCUGCCUGUUUCACCAUGGAUCACCGGGCGUCAUGACCAUGGGCCGCCACCCGGAUAAGUCGCAGUCGCAGUACUUCUUGGAAGCCUACAACACCAUCAAUGACCAGGCACUUAAAAACUCCCGCAGCAGCAAUGAUUUGGGCAAGUGCUCGACGUGCACAAGCAUCCCGCUGAGCGUGGACGCUUCACAGCUCAUGAAGAAGAGCUCGUGGUCGUCCUCUCUCACGGUGAGCAGAGCACGUCAAGUCUACCAGAAGGCCUCAGUAAAUGUAGAUAAGGCUCUAGUGAAAGCAGAGGCUUGUCAGCAGGAGCGCUCAUGCCAAUUCUUGCAGGUUCCUCAAGACGAGUGGGGAGGCUUUCCACUGGGGAAAGAUGAGGAUAUCCCGUGCAGACGCAUGCGCAGCGGGAGUUACGUGAAAGCCAUGGCGGAGGAUGACAGCGGAGAUUCGGACGGCAGCCCUAAACCCUCGCCCAAGAUGCAGGCUCGACGGGCCAGCUACCUCAAAGCCACCCAGCCAUCACUCACAGAGAUGACCACUCUAAAUAUCUCUUCAGAACACUCUCCAAAGCUGCAGAUCCGGAGUCACAGCUACUUGCGGGCGGUGAGUGAAGUUUCCAUCAAUAGGAGCCUGGACACCCUGGACCCCAAAGCUCUGCUAGCCUCUCCCCAAUACCGCUCGCGCAACGAGAGCUACAUGAGGGCUAUGAGCACCAUCAGCCAGGUGAGUGAGGUUGAGGUUAACGGGCAGAUAGAGGCAGUGUGUGAGAGUGUGUUCAGUGAAAUGGAGUCACAGGCAGUGGACGCCCUGGACCUGCCCAUGCCCGGGUGCUUCCGCAUGAGGAGUCACAGUUACGUGCGUGCCAUCGACCAGGGCUGCUCGCAGGACGACGACGGGCCUUUGCUCCCGGCCUCCCCCCCGAGGACCACCACUACUGUCAGAACCAUCCAGAGCAGCACAGUAUCAUCAUGUAUCACCACCUACAAGAAGACUCCUCCGCCGGUACCUCCUCGCACCUCCACCAAGCCCUUCAUCUCCAUCACGGCCCAGAGCAGCACUGAGUCUGCGCAGGACGCUUACAUGGACGGUCCCGGGACGCGGGGCGAGCCCGUCCUCCACUCUGGCCUGAGCAAUUCCACCGAGAGCAUUGACAGCAUGAAAGCGCUGACGGCAGCCAUCGAGGCAGCCAACGCUCAGAUCCACGGCCCUGUCAGUCAACACGUCUGCAACAGCACCGUCACUAUCAGCACUACCCCUCCCUCUCCGCUGCCCAUGGCCAUGCCUGUGCCCGUCCCCAUGCCCAUACCGACCCUGGAAGACGUCCGCAGGGAUGUGCUCAGGAAGAGCAGGUGCCUUUCUAUCGGCAUCCAGGUGGAUGGGCCUGAGGGCCAGGAACUGGAGGACCAGUCCAAGUUUCAGUCAGUGGGGAUUCAGGUUGAAGAAGAGCACGGUCACCGGCGGUUCAAGCGCUCAAACAGCGUGACGGCAGCGGUACAGGCUGAUCUGGACACUCCGGACUACACACCAGCUGACUCUCCUGUCACAGAUUUCCCCUCCUCGGGCUGCUUGUCACGGCAGUACUCACGUGAUGCCGCCACCUCCACCGUCAGCAUCCAGGGCUCAGGGAAUCACUACCACGCCUGCACCUCAGAUGAGUAUGAGGACGUUGGCUUUGAUCCCUCCAUCCUGCCUCCACCUGACCCUUGGAUCGAUAGCGUAACGGAAGAUCCCUUGGAAGUCGUGGGCCGCUCGGUGUGUCAGCGUGAUGGCCGCUGGUUCCUGAAGCUGCUGCAGGCAGAGACUGAACGUAUGGAGGGCUGGUGCAGGCAGAUGGCGCACGAUGAGAAGGAGAACAAGCUACCUGAUGAAAUCCUGGGAAAGAUCCGCAGUGCAGUGGGAAGCGCACAGCUGCUUAUGUCCCAGAAGUUUCAGCAGUUCAGGGAAUUGUGUGAGGAAAAUCUGAACCCAAACGCUCACCCACGGCCAGUGGCUCAAGAUCUCGCAGGGUUCUGGGACAUGCUUCAACUUUCCAUUGAGAAUAUCAGCUUAAAGUUCGAUGAGCUUCACCAGCUCAAAGCCAACAACUGGAGACCCCUCGACCCCCCUGAGAGAAAGGAGAGAAGGCUGCCUCCCCCAGUGCCAAAGAAACCCCCGAAAGGCCACCCUCCACUGGCCAGAGAUCGCUCACUGGAAAGCACAGAGAAGCAGCGUCAGGAGGCACGCAAGCGUUUGAUGGCGGCCAAACGAGCCGCUUCGGUACGGCAGAACUCGGCCACAGAGAGCGCAGACAGCAUCGAGAUCUAUAUACCUGAGGCCCAGACCAGAUUAUGAAACUGCCAAAUGCCAAAACACACUCACACAUGAACGCCCAAGUGCAGAAAUCCACCGUGAGCACAACACAUCACACAGAUCUAUAUUUGCCUGAUGCUAAGAUCACUGUAUAUUAGGAGCGACAUACACCAGCACCAUGAUAGCACAGUAGUAGUAAUUUGACCUUUCAUUACUAAAACAAAUGACAUCCAAGAUAGAUCUACAUCAUAUUUAUAUGACCCUUAAGACUUCAGGACAAAUGACUUGUUUAAUUUUACACAAAUGAAAACGAGGCUGUUUUUUUGGAAAAACUAUUUCAGGGUUUCUGAAAAUCAGUACGUCCUGAACGUCCUGUGGCGGAAAUGAUCGAGGGACUUUAGUUUUGUACUUUUUUCAGUAUGAAUAUUCAGAUUUUUUUUUUUUGAGAAGCAGCACUGCAUAAAAUAUUAAGAAUUGUUUUCAUAGUUUGUCUUGAAUAUAUACUACCGAUCUCUUAUGCUCACCAAGGCUGCAUUUGUUU
This is a messenger RNA of Sinocyclocheilus rhinocerous, 3633 nucleotides long. It is a transcript of the gene dlgap1a, whose product is annotated as discs, large (Drosophila) homolog-associated protein 1a. The coding region runs from base 144 to 3134 and encodes 996 amino acids. Lineage: Eukaryota; Metazoa; Chordata; Actinopteri; Cypriniformes; Cyprinidae. Gene Ontology annotation, biological process: signaling. Gene Ontology annotation, molecular function: molecular adaptor activity. The record is from RefSeq and is a predicted model, not a curated record. Gene Ontology annotation, cellular component: glutamatergic synapse; postsynaptic specialization. The transcript is spliced from 12 exons.